AUGCGGAGGACUCUGUUGAUGGUCGCCAUCUUGGGCGACGUCCUCCAAAAAGCGCCGAUUCUUGCCGAUGCUGCGAGUGCUUUUCCCCUCGUCGCGGGUCCCAACUGGCUCGGAAUCGACGGUUCUUGGUCGACUUUCGACGUCCAGGUGGGCACGAACACCAUCCAGACACUUUCCCUCACCGUCAGCACCGCUCUGUCCGAAGUAUGGAUCAUCGAGAACACUGGUUGCAGCGCCAGUCCGCUCUGCACCGCAGCCAGAGGUGGCACGUUCAACAUUUACACGUCAAACAGCUGGCAGUCCCUCGGGACUUGGGAGCUUGGACUGCCAGAUCUGGCCAUGGGAGGCAAUGGCGAUUACGGCAUGGAGGCUCUCGCGUUCAACAACCAGGUUGACGGAACUGGCAAGACGCUCAUGGUCGAUAGCGCCCUCGUUGCUGCCAUCAACGAUACCAGCUUCUACACGGGAUUCAUCGGUGUCGGCGCAACGCAAGGAAGCUUUGGCGCCAAGGUUGUCAACCCCCUCAUCUCCCAGCUCGCCGAGUCCUAUGGUGAAAUUCCAAGCCACAGCUACGGCUAUACCGCUGGGGCACAGUAUGUCGGCGACAAAGGCACGCCCGCCUCCCUUGUUCUGGGCGGCUACGAUGCCAACCGUUUUGUGCCACAAAGCACUACAUUCAGCAUGGCCCCAACGACACGCAUCCCGCAGGCGUUGAUCCGCGGCAUUAUCGCUAGCGUUCCGGCAAUCGACAAUGCGCCUACCAAGUGGCCUUCUACGUCUCAGACGCUGCUCAACAUGAACGAGUCCAUCACGGCGACAAUUGAUACUUCAACUCCGUACUUGUGGCUUCCCGGCCUCAUUUGCGACCGCUUCGCCAACAGUCUCGGGCUGACUUGGAAUGAAUCCUUUGGCUUGUACACAUUCAAGAACGACAAAACGUAUAAUGACUUCUUGACUGGGACCACCUCCCUCUCGCUGACAUUUGUCUUGUCGAGCAUUGACAACAUGGAUAACUUCGGAACGCCCUGGGACACUGCCGGAGUAGUCAACAUUACCAUCUCGUCAAAGGCAUUUGCUCUUGCUCUGGGCUAUCCCUUCAACUCUCUCAUCAAAUACGGCGAUCCUCGCGUUGCCUACUUCCCCUUACGGCGUGCCAACAGCCAGACGAAUGGGGGCCAGGCUGUCAUCGGGCGCGCCUUCAUGCAGGAGGCCUAUAUCAUAACAAAAUAUGACGAGCAGGUGUUCUCGUUGCAUCAGGCCCUCUUCCCGAACAAUGCGCGAACCAACAUGAGCGUUAUUGAUAUAGAAAGGAGCCCCAAUAGUCCAUUCCCGGCCUAUACGGGGCCAUCCGACCAGGGAGGUGGAUUGUCAAAAGGGGCCACGGCCGGCAUUGUGGUAGCAGCCUUUGUGACGGGAAGUGCGAUAGGUCUCAUUCUUUGGUGCUGCUUGAGGAAACGAAAGAGAGAUGCGAAGAGGAGUACAUCAUCGCACAGUGGAGAUGAGAGCAAGGAUGCCGAGUCUUCCGUCGGAUCAGACACGCCGAGCAGCCCCCUCGAGCGGAUCUUCUCCUUUAUUAUCAAGCGGAAGAAGUCGAGGAAACCAGUCGCCCAUGAGGUGUCUGGGGAUAGAGACCAGCCAGUCGAGGUUGGUGCCGAUGCGUCGCACCAGAUCCACGAGCUUGCCGUGCCUCCUGAACCAGUCGAAUUGGACAGCUCGAAUGAUGCUGGCUUCGGCGACGACACUACGGAGCUAGGGACCGAAGGGUCCGAGAACCUGAGUCCGUACGAAAUUGCCCGGCGCAAGAUGUUCAGGCAACUCCAGGGUCCAGUCCCGACUUAUACAGCGACGACGCAAGAGCAUACCCAUUCCGACGAGAAGACGGAGCAGGAUGUGAGCCCUGUUCCUCACUAUCGGCCAGGAGAAGAUGCUUCGCCGGUAUCAUCGCAUUCGGACGGCCACAACACAUCCUUACCAAACACUCUUCCGUCGCCCAUGACGCCCCGUGGGGACUGGACGAACCGCUUUGACUUGCCAUCGCCCAUGACGGUGGCGCCUCCAGGUCUCUCGCCCUCGUUCCCUCCUGGCAGUAAUUCCGACCCCAGCUCUACAUACUCAGGCCGUGGACCACCUUCCCCAUUGUCCCCGCGGAGCCAUGACCCGUCUUCAACAAGCGGCUCGACGUCGUCGAAGGACGGUACGAACACGGUACCUGUCCCGCCCUCCCCCGUUUAUCAAAGGACACCGAUCGACCCAAGCCGGGUCAUAUGCCUCGGACCUCUCCCGGAGAAUGUCCAGCUCCCGCAGCAUCAGUCAUCUGUCCCCUCGACACCACGCCGCGUGGACACGGAUGGCGAUCACAUCAACUUGGCGAACAGGAGCGACGAGCCUUCUGAGCCAUCCCCGACAUCACCCACGCGGAGGUCGACAGACACCCUGGGCAGUGAUUUCACUGUGGACGAAGAGAAUCAUGUUCAUGGAGGGGAGGCCACAGCUCAAACAGGCACCCGUGCCCAGGAGGGCAGCACAGAAGCUGCAAACGGGGCUGGGCGGAUUGAUACCGGUUCAGAACUCAUCCACGUGCCACAGCUUGCUCACCGGCGGUACAGUUGGGAAGAAGACAGGUGA
Thyridium curvatum is the source of this 2625-nucleotide messenger RNA. RefSeq lists its product as uncharacterized. Lineage: Eukaryota; Fungi; Ascomycota; Sordariomycetes; Thyridiales; Thyridiaceae. Bases 1 to 2625 code for a protein of 874 amino acids. The record is from RefSeq and is a predicted model, not a curated record. The transcript is spliced from 4 exons.